This is a messenger RNA of Cuscuta campestris, 1412 nucleotides long. Lineage: Eukaryota; Viridiplantae; Streptophyta; Magnoliopsida; Solanales; Convolvulaceae. The record is from the annotation of a GenBank genome assembly.
CUCAGAGCACAUCAGCUCAAUAUUGCUCCGCCGCCGGCCGCCAGCCGCCAGUUCCGAUUUCAUUUUCGCCGCCGCCGCCGCUUCCUCUCAUUCGGCAACAUUACUCUCGGCACCGAAGUUGGCAACUUCUGCUGUCAAGUGACCUAAUUGGCCUUUCUUGCUGGAAUGAUGUCAUGUCUCGGACAAUCGUCGUCGUCCACAAAUACCCAAUUGGAUGUGAACACACCGAUAUCAAGUGACGAAACGACUCCUUCAUCUGUCAACCUCACCAAAGAAUACGCCGUUGCUAUUCAGAGUGCCUCUUAUAGUGAAAUAUGGUCCAAGAUUCACUAUGAAGUCACCUCUUACCACGGGAAUGGAGAGGAAGAUUUGCAAGUAGAGGAGGUCCUUAAACCAAGCCGCGAAUGUGUUAAAGAUGCAUUGUCUCAUAUCAAACCUUACAUGCUAAGCCAAAUUGUUAUAAACUACUUUGAGCAUAGUGAGCAAACAACUCAGUUAUGUCUCUCCCUUGCUCGGUGCAUCCACCGUGCUCACCAAUUAUAUUCCCCCCUUCAUAAACUUCUUGACUGUUUAUCUAUGGAUUUUGAAUCCCCUUCCAGUUCUGCUAAAAAUAAGGUCGGGUCUAGCUCAAAAUAUUCCUUAUCCCAACCCCAAUGUGCUUGGGCAUUUGAUGCCUUCAAAAAGUUUGUGGAACUAGACAAUCCCUUCCCAAGCCCAGACUCCCACAGCUUCAGCAACAUGCAUAGCUCCUUCACUCAGCUCAAGCACCAUCUUGACAUUCAUCUCCAAAAGUCCCGCUCGAAGGUGCAACUUCUUCGUGGAGCCACCAAAGGGGCUGCCGUGUGUUUGAUUGUGACCACUGUUGGAGUAGUCAUAACUGCGAUUGUUAUAGCUGCGCACGCUCUCGUUGCUUUGGUUGCUUCUCCAAUAUGCCCUUUUAUUUUCCCUUCCAAGAUGAGCGAGGAAGAAAUGGCACGUCUAGUGCAACUCGAUGAUGCAGCGAAGGGCAUUUUCGUCCUUCACAACCACCUAGAAACCGUCGAUUGCUUGGUGGCUCGUCUGCACAAUGCAAUGGAGGACUAUAACCGUCUUGUGCGGUUUGGGAUUGAGAGGGGAAACGACAGUUAUCCCAUCCAAGAAGUCAUAUCUCAGCUCCAAAAACGGCAUGACAAUUUCCUCGAUCAGUUGAAUGGUCUUGAGGAACAUUUGUGCCUUUGUCUUGCUGCUAUAAACCGGGCUCGAUCUCUCCUCCUCAACUGUUUUCAUGUACUUCAUUAUCACUCUUGAUAGCUGAUCCAAUUUAUGUAACAGUUUAACAUAUGAGCAUACAAACAGCUGAUGUCAAACAUUUUGUGGGGGUUGAAGGACAACAUUAUUAUUGUCAUCCUUAAAAACAAAAAGGUCCAUAUUGU